Molecule: messenger RNA, 2031 nt
Organism: Closterium sp. Yama58-4
Lineage: Eukaryota; Viridiplantae; Streptophyta; Zygnematophyceae; Desmidiales; Closteriaceae
Source: the annotation of a GenBank genome assembly
AUGCGAUUCAAGCGUGGGGAAUGGACCGAGAACAUGCUCAACUUUGCUAUGGUGAAGAUUGCAAAGGAGAGGCUGACCGCGGACCAGCUGUUGAAAGUCGAAAUCAUCCCCAUGAGUGCAGUCAACGCGGCCCGGGCGAAACAACCGUACGAACCCAUGGGUCCUGGCAGACUCGAUGGUGUGCUUGGCAAGCAACUCGUAGUCUUUCCGCUGUGGUCAAGCUCUAGGGAGGUCGGGAGCGGUUCUCAUGUAGCGUACCAGUGGCGUAAGGUGCUCGAUCAUUUUGACUCGAUUCUCUUACAGCAUGAUCGAGAUGAUAAAUUUAGGGUUCUUGGAAAACCACCCUACCGGCGAGAGGAUAUAUUCAAGGACAUAGUGACCAGCUGCAAAAAGUAUUUCGACAAGCUGGCGGCAGGUGAUGAGGAGGAUGCGGGAGAGGUGGACCUGGAACCCGUUGGGGACGCUGCUGAGGACACGGGUGCCCCGCCCGUUAUUGACGCCGAAAUAGUCGCGUUGGGGGCAAUGGUUGCUGACGGCGCACGAAUGGGUCUGGCCAACGAGCGUCAGAGCGUAACGGAUGGGGAGGGUCAGAUGAUGGACAGAGAGGAACCACCUUUUCAGAGGAGUGCGCGCGAGAUCUUGCGUGGAAUGAGGGAGGCGCAGCAGAGGGCACCAGAGGAUAAGACCGAGCGUUGCGGGUCGGAGACCCAACAACAGAGGGGGGAGGGGGAGAGGGUGGAGGAGUUAGCAAUUGGUUUAGAGGCAGUGCACCUCUCGGUCGAGAAUGAUGAACAGGAGGAGCAGGGGCAGGGUAUGGACAUGAGGCAGGGCAGUCCGAAUGUCGUAGGCGAAUCGGAGGAUGAGGUCCUGAGAGCGGAAUGCGAUAAUAGGGUGGUGUAUCAGAGGCGGGAGACAAGAACAAAGAAGAAGUAUGAUCAGGAGCGGGAAGCACGCGAGGAGGAAGAGGCGAAGCGGAGGGUGGAACAGAAGCGUGUGAGGCUCGAGGACCAGGAGCGAGAGGUGAGUGCGAUGGAGGGGGACAGGGAGAGUGAGGAACGCGAACGCAAGAGGGAGGAAGAGCGGAAGAGGGAGGAGGUGAGGAAGGUGUGGCGCGAAAAGGAAGAGAAGCGGCAGAGGGAGGAGGAAGAGCGGAAGAGGGAGGAGGAAAGGCAGGCUGAGCGCGAAAAGGAGGAGAAGCGGCAGAAGGAUGAAGAGCGGAAGAGGGAGGAGGAAAGGCAGGCAGAGCGCGAACAAGAGGAGAAGCGGCAGAGGGAGGAGGAAGAGCGCAAAAAGGAGGAAAGGCAGGCUGAGCGCGAACAGGAGGAGAGGCGGCAGAGGGAGGAGGAAGAGCGGAAGAGGGAGGAGGAGAAAAAGGCUGAGCGCGAAAAGGAGAAGGCAAAACGCGAAAAAGAGCAGAAGCGGCAGGAGGAGGAGGAGGAGGUGAAGAGGGAGGAGGCGCGGAAGGCCGAACGCGAAAAGGAACAUAACCGGCAGAAGGAGGAGGAGGAGCGGAAGAGGGAGGAGGCGAGGAAGGCGGAACGCGACAAGGAGCAGAAGCGGCAGGAGGAGGAGGAGCGGAAGAGAGAGGAGGCUAGGAAGGCGGAACGUGAAAAGGAGCAGAAGCGACAGGAGGAGGAGGAACGGAAGAGGGAGGAGGCAAGAAAGGCAGAACGCAAAAAGGAAGAUAAGCGGCAGAAGGAGGAGGAGGAGCGGAAGAGGGAGGAGGCGAGACAGGUAGAACGCGAAAAGGAGGAGCAGCGGCAGAAGGAUGAGGAGGAGCGGAAGAGGGAGGAGGCGAGGAAGGCAGAACGCGAAAAGGAGCAGAAGCGGCAGGAGGAUGAGGAGGAGCGGAAGAGGGAGGAGGCGAGGAAGGCGGAACGCGAAAAGGAGCAGAAGAGGCAGGAGGAGGAGGAGCGGAAGAGGGAGGAGGCGAGGAAGGCAGAACGCGAAAAGGAGCAGAAGCGGAAGAAGGAUGAGGAGGAGCGGAAGAGGGAGGAGGCGAGACAGGUAGAACGCGAAAAGGAGGAGUAG